This is a messenger RNA of Acanthaster planci (crown-of-thorns starfish), 2280 nucleotides long. Its product is annotated as monocarboxylate transporter 13-like. NCBI's taxonomy places the organism in Eukaryota, Metazoa, Echinodermata, Asteroidea, Valvatida, Acanthasteridae. Gene Ontology annotation, molecular function: monocarboxylic acid transmembrane transporter activity. The record is from RefSeq and is a predicted model, not a curated record. Gene Ontology annotation, biological process: transmembrane transport; monocarboxylic acid transport.
UGGUUGUAGCCUGUGCUACUCCAGCAUCAUGACCAUAAUCAGCGACUGUUUUCACCAGCAUUUCGCUCUGGCUUGGGGAAUUGCAUGGUCAGGAGGAAGUGUCGGGAUAGUGACUUUACCCAUCGUUAGCGGCUUCCUGAUCGACCAUUACGGAUGGAGGGGGGCUCUGCUGGUCAUCAGUGCGAUACAAGCAAAUAUUUUGGUGUGCACAAAGUUCAUGAAGCCGACCCCCAGUUGUCAUACGUCAACAAAUCUGGUCAAUGGUGAACGGAAGAGUUACGGCAGCCUUGAAAAUCAAGCAAGCCACGAGACAGGUUCUUUGGAGGAGGAGGUGGAAAUUGACGAUGGCAGUAUAACUCGUCUCUUCCAGAAUCAAUCUAAAUCAAGUUUUGGAAUAGAUACUCAUACCAAAGACGAUAAACUGGCCAAGGACAAGACGUGGCUGGAGAAACUCGUGCAAUUCCUGGAUCAUGCUGGUGUGUCACUCAUCUGGACCAAUCGGGUCUUUGCCAGUUUCCUUCUGCUACCCAUACCCACGUCGAUAGGAAACUCCGUCACUCUGCUUUUCCUCGUUGCUCGUGCAGAGUCGGUCGGCAUUCCUGGGCUGCAGGCCGAGCUACUGCUCUCCUUGGUUGGAGCAGCCAAUAUCGUCGGUAAUUUGACCAGCGGUCCUCUGGUGGGUGCUAAUGUUGGAGAACUGGCAUUCUUCCACGGUUUUUUCGCGGCAGUAGUCAGCGUUUCUGCCAUCGGCAUCGCUAUCCUAGAGAGCUAUGCCUUCUUCGUGGUCUACGCAGCGUUGUACGGCUUUUCAUCCGGUGUUUACAUCCCCUUGGCUGGGGUAAUGUUGCGUCGAAUUGUUGGACAAGAAAGGUUUCCUGGAGGAUUGGGUAUCGUACUCAUUCUGGUUGCCAUUGGCGGCAUGCUGGCCGCAUCUAUCAGCGGAUAUUUACACGACAUUACUGGCAGUUACAGUGGCUGUUUCUACCUUCUCGGUGUGGGUGCUGGUCUCUGCGUGGUUCUGUUAGUGGGGCUUCACCUGCUGUGGACUAGAGUGGUUCCAGAUGACCGAUGGCCGACACUGUCCAACGUCUCACAAUGAGCUCAAUGUCCCCUAAACUAAGUCCAUUAUCAAUAUGUUUGAGUAUUUAAUUUUGUUUUUCAAAAAUCUCUGAUAAAAUGUUUUUCAGAGAUGAUAGACAUAAUAUGUAUUCCUUACUUUUCCUGAGGUAUGUCAAGGUUUAUUCAAAAAAUGUUUGAUCAAAGACAAUCUGAAUGGCUACUCGACAUUACUUACUCGGAAGAUAAAAGAAAAGAUAGCCACCUCAGUUUUUAUAUACUACCUGGGAUCAUAAAAGGUUUCUCCUUUUCGUUGUUUAUAGGCCUACCUAUGAUCAGAGGGUGCUGGUCAUUCUUAAUUUCUCUGAGAAUUAUAGUUGUAACAGGUGUCAACACUUCUGUCGUGCAUACUUCGCGUCUUGUUAAAUUUACAGAAUUUACGAACGAGACUAGCUCUCACCAGGAACAGCCUUUCGAUUUGUCACUCCCUGACGCAUUUGACAUCAGAAUGACAAUAUGCAUAGGUAAUAAUAUCCCAGCGAUAAUCUAUAAAGAUGACGACAUCCCGAAGGUAUAUGUCGUCAUUCGGAGAUAAAAUACCAAGGGGUGGUAAUGACCUGCUCCGAGAAUGUCGACAUCAUGUUACUAUCACAGGUUUACAACAGAAAAGUAACGUGAUACUGGGUCCUUAGUGCCCUGCAGUUCCCACAAAAUGCAAGGAAUGGGACACAGACACAGGAUUUCAAGCUCAACUAGUGAAAUGCCUAUUUACUUCACUUUAGAUGGAAUUUCAGGCUAUUCAUGGUGAAAGACAGCAGUAGGUAGAAAGGCUUGCAGGAGAACCAUGCGAGAGAAUAUAUAUAUAUAGUUUGGUCCUGAAAAGAACCGUUCUUUCCGGAACCACACUUACUCAUAACUUACUCAGAAUUAUAUUCCUUCGCCUGGUGCUACCGCAAGCCUUUCCACCUAUUACUGCAUUUUAAAUUACUCCUAUGACGACACCCUACACAGAAAAGUUUUGUUGUUCUUGACCCUGAAGGAGCAACAAAUUGAUAGACACGGAAAUCACAGUUGUGACAACGAUUUGUUACAACGUCAAGCAGAAUUCUCUUCAAGUCAGGUACGUUGUUUUAGACGGCUUAUUUUCUGAUGUUCUCCAUGAAUUUUUCAUUGGCCGCGCUUAAAUUUUCUGUCUUGUGUUUAGUGGAGAUUAAAGAUUUUUCA